Histoplasma capsulatum G186AR is the source of this 1665-nucleotide messenger RNA. RefSeq lists its product as uncharacterized. The coding region runs from base 496 to 1665 and encodes 389 amino acids. The transcript has 2 exons. NCBI's taxonomy places the organism in Eukaryota, Fungi, Ascomycota, Eurotiomycetes, Onygenales, Ajellomycetaceae. The record is from RefSeq and is a predicted model, not a curated record.
CGCGCUCUCGACAUUGCACCUGGUUCCCCACCGUCAGCGUCAUCGUUGGAUCUGCGGCUGGCGCUAUCUCUCCGCCGCGCACGUAAUAUCCCGUUCCCGUCGCCUAAGUUAACUGGCGCUGGAAGGCCAAACGCGAGUCACAAGAACAGCACGCAAAUACUCAGCGUAGGCCAACCGGGCCUUUCGAUGAGUCCAUUUGCCAGAUAGUGGCCAGAUAAACAGACGCCUUGCACGGCCACCCUUACGCUUCCCAUUUGCUCGGUGGCUUCGUUAUUUAGCAAGUUCCUUCUGCUUAUCAUUCUUGGGCCACUCCUUUUGGAAGCGGUUUUGAUCCGUGGCUGCCUAGCAUUAUUACCACCGUGAAUAUUUCGAUUAUUAUUAUUGCGCAUGAUUAUCCCCGCUAUAAUAUUUUCCCAACCGAAAAGAUAGAUAUAUGUACAGUUAAGAAUGAAUAAUCAACCUCAUUCCUCCUAUCCGACCCUCCAACAGCAUCCGAUGGCUGUGAUCUCUCCCGCAGGCUAUCCGAUGCAGCAUCCCUCCCCGGCUCAUAUUCAAGCUCAAGCGCAAGCGCAGGCUCAUGUCCACGCUCAGGCGCAGGCUCAUGCUCAAGCACAGGCUCAAGCGCGUGCUCAGGGUCUACCCUACUAUGCAAGUCCGAAUCAGUAUCCUCCCCAAUCAAGAGCGCCACAGAUCCACCAUCAGCCUGUACAGCAUGGUGGUGGCUACGGCCCCGUUCCACUGCAUGCUGGUGCAUCAAGCAUGAUGAUGUCUCCUGGCAUUCCCCAUCAUUCGUCUGGUCUUAGUCCCAUGCCUCACCCAUCAAAUUUCUCGAAUCCUCAAUAUAUGCAAUCAAUCCCAGCUACCGUGGCGCAAUCCCCCAUUCCUCAAUCGCCGUCCCCCCAGAGUGUAGUUUCUCUGUCGCAAAGCCAACCACAAGCAAUGGCUACUGUUACCUCAUCAAACCCUGUGUUUUCCACUCCUCCCCGUCCGUCUCAGACCUCAAACCACCAGGCGCAGGCGCAGCAGCAGCACCAACAACUACAACAACAAACACACUCCCCAGUUUCCGCGCUCUCUCCGCAGCAGGCUGCUCGUGAAAAGGCCCGUGUGGCCGUUCUUCUCGAUAUCAAUUCAGCGCUGCUACAGGAAGUGGUGAACCUUCAAGCCUCAGGCAAGGCGGGCGUAACACCCGCCCAGCCCGCUGCACAGCAAUCGUCAUCCGUUAAAGAGAGCAGUACAAUCUCACCAACUUCUCCUACCGACAUUUCGGGUUCACAAUCGCAGAACCCUGGCAGCAGCGCAGAUGGACCUAAACCUCCCUCUGGUCCCACCAACAAACCCAGCAUUGAAUAUAUCGACUGCAUGCGACGCCUCCAGGCGAACUUGGCGUACCUUGCUACUGUUGCGGAUCGCGCGAAGAAAUCAGGAGCCGCCGCUCCACAGGCUCCCGCAAUUAUGACUCCACCUCCAAGUCUCCCCGGUGUUACGGAUUUAUAUACCAAACUGAGUGAACUAUUUCCUGGGGCGUCAAAAUCAGGUGGCGUGCCGCCGUCUACGCCUCAGCAACAGCAACAUCACCAGCAACGAAACCUAACAGGAAAUUUUAUGUCGCCACAAGGGAAUGGCACUCCAGUUCGUAACUCACCGGCGGAAACGAUGGGUUGA